Molecule: messenger RNA, 435 nt
Organism: Zasmidium cellare ATCC 36951
Lineage: Eukaryota; Fungi; Ascomycota; Dothideomycetes; Mycosphaerellales; Mycosphaerellaceae
Exons: 3
Coding region: 1-435 (144 amino acids)
Source: RefSeq, a predicted model, not a curated record
AUGGCAACGUACCGAAACCAGAAGGCUUUCGAUGGAACCCACCUUGUGUCCAACGUCUGGCCAGGUCGAUGGUUACGUAAACCCAAUCCGAGGAACGUAGGACGUUUCGCAUUUGACAGCCUAGUCGAAUUCCAAUCCCCGUCCCUCGCCAAAGCGGGCUCCAACCUUCGCACUUAUCUCCCACCGCAUACCCGGCACCUAUCCAACACAUCUGCAAAGACUUAUACAAGAAACACGCCCGCUUCUCCAUCCUUUCUCAAAGUCCACACCGCCGCAGUGCCACCGAGCCCAUCCCAUGUUCCCGAAAUUCCGCCGCCGCCGCCUCAAACCACGACCCACAAGGCAAACUCUUCAAGAUCAACCGUCUUAUACCAAUACAUCUUUCCCUCCUUCAUCAAUGCAACCAAUCAGAGUCCGUCGUGGUCUAGUGGCUAG